UUCUGGGCCUUUACCUUGAACGGCCUUGACGAAGUAAUUUACCCAGGGUGGUUACCUGUUUUCAACCAUCCCAGAAUUUUACCUCCCCUUUAUCCCCAUCUCUUUCGAGGGCCAUGGUCAUCUCAUUCAUCCCAGCCAUUGACGAAGUCGCUCAUGUUGCCAUUCCAGAAUGGCACGCGACUGACUCUACUGUUGAAUUGCGCUUUUCUGCCGUCCUUGGAGACGAAGAAUUUCAGCAAUUUAAGAAGAAUGGCAUGAAAGUACAGGUCUGGUCUAAUCUUCCUCUUGGUCGAAGGAAUGAAGGAGAAUGGGGAGAGAUAGAUCUGCACGAGGCUGACGAGCCCGCCUCCGACGGCUCUUCCGAUGACUCUCAGAUAUCGCUUGUAGCUCUGGAGGACGUCAAAGCCAAAGCAGAGAAUCUUCUUUUUGCAAUUUGCUCCGUCCCUUUUUCUGGAAGCUCUGAUGACUAUUACUCCUUCACCUAUCGGAUUGUCUAUCCCUCCGGAGAAAUCCAUUGGCUUGGUCAGUUCGGCCAAAAUGGAAUGGUUCAUAUCAAUACUGCCUCGAAAAACGAUUCUGGUAUCGUUUUUGAGGAAGGAUUGGUAGCAAAUACUGCGCCUUUUGUUUGGAAUACACGUGGGAGGCAGGUGGAAGACCUUCUAAUCGCACAAGUCGCCCACCCAGAAGAUUGGUCUGUAUGGACUGUUGGAAAAGAUAGCCUGUUUAAAGGUCCCGCAACCAGUGCUUCUCUGGUUUUGCUGGUGCCCCACGUCCGACCCUACGCGGUACAUUGUCCCAAGACUGUUCUACUCAGUGCAUCAUCUGAUACAUCUAUCUCCGUGAACGCUUCGGGAAAAAUACAGGCUACGGGUCCAGGCUCCUUGCUUCUGCAAACCUUCAAUCCCGCUGGUUUCGCAGAAUCAUUUCUCGAUAAAAUCUUUGCCCAUAGCCCCUCUCUCAAUCAUCGACUCUUCGGUGUCUUUGGGGAUUAUAUUGGAUUGACUUCUUUUUCUGCAGGUUCAUCAGUUCAGGCAAUUCUUGUUCCGCUUAUACCCUCCGGCUUUGUUUCCCAGAUCGAUAUCGCAUCAGCUUCUUUGGCAAGCAUAUUGGACACAAAAACGGCAGAGUACACUAUCUUUUCUGAUGCUCGGCCAAGUGUUCAAUUUGCUCAUCCUGAGUCUGGAUUGGUGCGAUUUUCUGUUCCGUCUUCUGGAGGGCUUUUUCUUCUCACUCCGCUUUACCGCAUUUCUACUAUCUCGAGAAAUUUGGAAGCUUCGGGCCCAACGCCGGGAAAUCAUCUAUCUCUCAGUGUAUUGUCUCCCCAUUCGAUUGCGGGAGUCGCACCAGUAGAAGAUACGGUUCUUCCAACUCCGCCUCCUUCUCCUCAUUUACAUCCCAUCGCCCAUUUGACGUCACCUUCUAAUCACUCGACCUCAUCAAUUUCGGAACUCGAUGAGCAGGGUGCAAUCUCUCCCACCAAUGAUAUCCAGAAGGAUGCUAUCGUAUUAGAAUCUGCCUCGUUGCGAACCCUUCGUCCUCCGAUUGACCGCGAUCAAGUAUCUGUAUUAACACUCACCCGCCAAUCAUCUCCUUCGCUCCUGAUCGAAGCACAUCGGGAGAAUAGGCAGAACAUCCUUGUUGCGUUCAUGAGACACCUCUAUCUCGCGCUGAUUCUCUGGUUCUCGAUGGUUUUCCGUGAACUCGUCGGUGGCUCAGCUUCCGAUGUCAGGGAGGACUCGCCGGUGGAACAGAGCUCAUCUCAAUCAAUUCCGGAUACAGCUAAUAGUUACGGUUUUUCACCUGUCAACGAACACACUCCGCUGUUAUCUCGCGUGAUUCCGCCUUCACCAGUGGAUGAGCCUUUGAUUCAAGCUUCGGCUCCCCCUGCCUCUGUUGUUGCGCCUGUUCCGUCGCAGACUAUCUCAUCCCCUCCGAUUCUGGUCCAAUUUGAUUUGCUCGAUGCAAAAUCGGGGCCCCGUGGGUUAGUUUUCCGUGACACCAGUGGUUCGUUGACAGGGGACAAUCUCUCUGACAAUGUAGUCGUCGAGAUUAACGAACAAAAUGUUCCUUUGAACAAUGAGGUAUGGCUCACUAAAGGUGUGCUCUAUCUCGGUAUUGAUGGGGAGAAACCUGGGCGGGUGAACAUCAAAAUCACAUCCAAUUUCUUGUGAAAUCGGUGUAGUUAUCUCAUGUACGAGUUAUGUAACAUGUUCAGUGUUGUAGACAUUUCUUGGAUUUAUGUUUGUACUGUAACUGUAACGUGUACCUCGGUCAUGGCCUGUAAAGCAGUUCAUACUUAGAAGUCUCGGAAUUGCAUUGUUGUUAUAUUUCAUUCCAAUACAAUCAUGUUUCAAGGUAUUGCUUUUAGCUUAACGGUAGAAGUCGCUUGAGUGUUCCUGAUCAUCGACCUCUCGUUCAAGAUUUCUGCGGUUAUUACUAUAAUUCAAGACAGUCUGAUUAACUAUGUCGUCCAACAUUUCUGCAGGUAAGUCGAAUUCCGACGUUCGGACAACAGCAGUGUACGCAGCUGCAAAAGAGCUAGGUGA
Lentinula edodes (shiitake mushroom) is the source of this 2546-nucleotide messenger RNA. RefSeq lists its product as uncharacterized. The transcript is spliced from 2 exons. Lineage: Eukaryota; Fungi; Basidiomycota; Agaricomycetes; Agaricales; Omphalotaceae. The record is from RefSeq and is a predicted model, not a curated record. The coding region runs from base 114 to 2171 and encodes 685 amino acids.